Messenger RNA from Galeopterus variegatus (Sunda flying lemur), 5682 nucleotides. Its product is annotated as fibrocystin-like. Lineage: Eukaryota; Metazoa; Chordata; Mammalia; Dermoptera; Cynocephalidae. The annotation marks the transcript as partial. The transcript has 35 exons. The record is from RefSeq and is a predicted model, not a curated record.
AUGAAUGUCUGGCUCAUCUCUCUGAUAAGUAUUGAAGUACUACUUUUGGCAGGACCUCGCCUGAGUUUACGUAUUGAGCCUGAAGAAGGUAGCCUUGCGGGGGGCACAUGGAUCACAGUCAUUUUUGAUGGUUUGGAGUCAGAUGUCCUUUAUCCCACCAAUGGGUCUCAGCUGGAGAUACAUCUGGUGAACGUGAUGGUGCCUGCACUGCCUAGUGUCCCCUGUGAUGUCUCUCCUGUCUUCUUGGAUUUGCCUGUGGUGACGUGCCGGACCAGAUCUCUGCUGUCUGAAGCACACGAGGGUCUGUACUCCCUGGAAUUACACUCUGGGGGACAGGUGGUAGGCAGCCCAAGUCCAGGACCACGAGACAACUGUACUUUCAAGUUUUCCAAGGCACAGACACCCAUCAUUUACCGAGUUAAUCCACCAAGUGGAGUUCCAGGAAAAAUCAUUCAUGUGUAUGGCUGGAUUGUCACUGGAAGAUUGGAAACCUUUGAUCUUGAGGCUGAGUACAUUGAUAGCCCAUUGAUCUUGGAAGCUCAAGGAGACAAAUGGGUCACUGCUUGCUCUCUUGUAAACAAGCAGACAGGAAGCCGCUAUCCUAUUCGGGAAGACCAUGGUAUUGGGACUCUGCAGUGCCAUGUGGAAGGCGACUACAUCGGUUCCCAGAAUGUUAGUUUCUCAGUAUUUAACAAAGGAAAGUCGAUGGUACACAAGAGUGCAUGGCUCAUCAGUGCUAAACAGGACCUUUUCCUGUACCAGACACACUCAGAGAUAUUAUCUGUGUUUCCAGAAAGUGGGAGCCUUGGGGGAAGAACAGACCUCAUAAUUACAGGAGACUUCUUUGGCAAUCCUGCCCAGGUUACCAUUGCAGGCAUUCCAUGCGAUGUUAAACAUGUCUCUCCCAGAAAGAUUGAGUGCACCACUAGAGCUCCAGAAAAAGAUGCAAGACUCACUGCUCCUCAGGCAGGUAAUCGUGGGCUUCUUUUUGAAGUUGGAGAUGCUGCUGAAGGCUUGGACCUGACUGACGCCACCCCUGGGUACAGGUGGCAGAUUGUCCCUAAUGCCAGUUCUCCAUCUGGAUUUUGGUCAAAGGAAGGACAACCUUUCAGAGCAAGGCUCAGUGGAUUCUUUGUGGCUCCAGAGACAAAUAAUUACACUUUCUGGAUCCAAGCAGACAGCCAAGCUUCUUUGCAUUUCAGUUGGUCAGAGGAACCAAGGACUAAGGUGAAAGUGGCUUCCAUCAGGGCUGACACCGCUGACUGGUUUGACUCCUGGGAACAGAAUGGGAAUGCAGGGACCUGGCAACAGAAGACCCCCAAGUUGGAGCUGUUGGGUGGAGCCAAGUACUACCUUGAAGCAGAGCAUAAUGGAAUAGCCCCCAGCAGGGGGGUGAGAAUUGGUGUCCAGAUUCAUAACACCUGGCUGAAUCCUGAUGUGGUCACCACUUAUCUCCGAGAGAAGCACCAGAUCCGAGCCCAAGCCCAGAGACUUCCAGAAAUACAGAUGCUGAAUGUGUCAGGCAGAGGAAAUUUCUUCCUUAUUUGGGACAAUGUCUCUAGUCAGCCAAUUCCUGCAAAUGCCACAGCACAUCAGGUGGGAACCUUCUUCAAAUACCGUUUUCCUAUUUUAUCCAAAUUGCAUCCAGGCUCAGAAAGUUCCAGCUUAGAGGGGGACCUCACCAGUGGGAUGGAACCUUUCUGUGGGAGGUUCAGCCUUCGUCAGCCUCGACACCUUGUCCUAAUCCCCCCGGCUGCCCAGAGGGGCUAUCGGCUGGAUCAGUACACACACCUGUGUAUUGCAUACAAAAGCCACAUGAAUAAGAUCCUGCAGAUGACCGUGUCCUUCACAAUUGGCUUUCAAAACAUUGUAAAGAAGAACAUCACCUGUGACUGGAGUCUUGGGAGGACCAGCCCCCAGAGCUGGCGGUUCACCUGCACUGACCUCUGGGAGACUUGUGUGCGUCGCUCUGGGGAUCUCCAGCCCCCUCUGGCGAACCCCGCAGUGCUGGUUCACCAGAUCGACCUCCUGCCUCUGGCUCAGGAGACAGGCUUGCUGUAUGUGGAUGAAAUUAUUAUCGCAGACACAAACGUAACAGUUUCUCAAGCCGGUUCUGGAACAGCUCGCCCAGGCGGGAAUCUGGUGGAAUCGAUCUCUGUAGUGGGAUCGUCUUCAGUCUACAACGUAAGCUCCUGGCUGGCAGGGUGUGGCGCGGAGCUCCCACUCAUCACUGCACGCUCUGGGCCCACUGAAGGAACAGAAGAAGGAUCUGGACUGGUCCAGGUGACAACACAGAGACUGCAGAGGACAAGUCCACCUUUGGGAGGACACUUUCGCAUCCAACUUUCUAACACAGUGAUCCCUGAUGUCCCUGUGCACAUUUCUGCUAGUCACCUUCACAAGCUCUUACAGGACAAUGCUGAUGACUUCACAUCCAGAUACCUCAAUGUCAGUGACUUCACUGUAAAGGAGGAUCUAAACUCUUGCUAUGAACAUGUAUGGACCCUUUCCUGGUCUGCCCAGAUUGGGGAUUUGCCCAAUUUUAUCAGGGUCUCCAAUGAAAAUCUUACUGGAGUGAAUCCUGUUGCAACCACUCAUGUGGUAUAUGAUGGUGGAGUUUUUCUUGGACCCAUACUUGGAGACAUGUUGGCUACUGCCAGCCAGCACACUCAGGUGGUUGUGCGAGUGAAUGACAUACCAGCUCAUUGCCCAGGUUCCUGUCCUUUCCAGUACCUCCAAGUGUCAACUCCCUGGGUCCAUUCAGUGUGGUAUUCCCUUGAUGAUGACAUCAGCCUACUGGUUUAUAUUUCUGGAACUGGUUUCUCUGAUGACUCCCAGUCCUUGCAGGUUACAGUCAACGAAACAAGUUGCAAAGUUAUUUUCUCAAACCAAACAAAUGUGGUCUGUCAGACAGAGCUGCUACCGGUUGGUAAGCAUCGGAUGUGGAUGUUGGUGAGACCCUCUGGUCUUGCUGUCAAUGCCAGUGGAGAAGGCCUCUUCCUAAAUGUGGAACCCAGACUGGAUGCUGUGGAGCCUUCCAGAGCUGCAGAGAUUGGAGGGCUCUGGGCCACUAUCCGAGGCUCUAGCUUGGGAGGUAUUAGCCUGGUGUUCUUUGGAUCUCAGUCUUGUAUCAUCAAUGUCACCACAAGCAAUUCACGAAGAAUUCAAUGCAAAGUUCCACCUAGGGGAAAAGAUGGAUAUGUUGUGAAUGUGACUGUGAUCAGAGAAGACCAUUCUGCAGUUCUUCCCAGAGCAUUUACAUAUGUCUCCUCUUUAAAUCCAGUGAUCGUAUCUCUGAGCAGAAACAGAAGCAACAUAGCAGGUGGUGAGACCCUUUUCAUUGGAAUGGCGCGGCUGUUGGACUAUACAGAUUUGGAUGUGGAAGUCCAGGUCCAGAAUACCUCGGCCCUGGUUCACGCACAGACCGCUCAGGGCCUGCAGGUGGCGCUGCCCCCGCUGCCCGCGGGCCUCCACAGAAUUGCAGUCUCUAUCAAUGGGGUCACGAUUGGCUCACAAGGGGUUGAUCUCCACAUCCAGUACAUCACAGAAGUGUUCAGCAUUGAGCCUUGUUGUGGGUCCCUUCUUGGUGGAACCAUCCUCAGCAUCUCAGGAACAGGGUUCAGCAGAGACCCGGCUUCGGUGUGGGUCCUGGUGGGCAGUCGGCCCUGCGGCGUCGUGGCCUUGUCGGAGGCCAGCGUCCUGUGCGAGACCCCGCCGGCCCCGCUGUCGCCGGCCGCUCGGGCCGUCCCCGCCCCGGUCGAGGUCUGGGCGGGCAACGCGUCCUUGACCCGCGCGCCCUCCCCACGCUUGGUGGGGAGCGGCUUUACCUUCACGUAUGAAGCGGCAGCAACACCAGUGGUCACCGCCUUGCGAGGAGAAAUGACCAACAGCAGCCUGAGGCUGUACGUGGAAGGCAGUAACCUGUCCAGCUCGGUCAUCGCCCUGGGGAGCUGGAGCUGCGAGGUGGCGGCGAGCCUGUCCGGGUGCUCCUUCCCGCUGCGCCACCUGCAGCCGGGCGUCUAUCCCCUGCGAGUACGGCACCAGCGCAUGGGAUUUGCUGAAAUGUCUGCGGUGCCCCAGCAAUUCGCGGUGACACCUCGGAUAACGGCUAUCUCCCCAACGCACGGCUCUGCGUGUGGGGGGACAGUACUCACCGUGAGGGGGGUGGCUCUCAGCUCUGGAUGGAGGUCAGUUCAGGUUGACCUUUCAGGUCCUUUUACUUGCGUGAUUUUGAGUUUGGGAGACCACACCAUCCUCUGCCGGGUUAACCUGGUGGGUGACCCCUUGCCUGCAGCUUCCUUCACCCUGAAUGUCACAGUCCUGGUCAAUGGGCUGACCAGCGAGUGUCAGGGGAAUUGCACUCUCGUCAUGCGGGAAGAGACAACUCCUGUCCUGGAGGCCUUGACCACCAACGUCAGUGGGUCUCUGACCACUGUGCUGAUCAGGGGUCAGAGGUUAGGCACCACUGACGAUGAGCCCGUGGUGUUUGUGGAUGAUCAACUUCCUUGCAAUGUAACUUUCUUUAAUGCAAGCCACGUGGCAUGCCAGAUAAGUGACUUGCCGUCAGGACUCCACCACCUAUCAGUUUUUCAUACAAGAGAUGGAUAUGCUUGUUCUAGUAACGUUUCCAGACACUUCUACAUUAUGCCUCAAGUGUUUCAUUAUUUCCCUAAGAAUUUCAGCGUUCAUGGUGGAGGUCUCUUGGCCAUAGAGGGCAUAGCUCUGAAAGGAUGGAACACCACAUUAGUCCACGUUGGCCAGCAGGCUUGCCUGACGGUGGACAUGGGUGCUGAGCUCAUCCGGUGCAUUGUUCCUGCAGGGAAUGGCUCUGUUGCCCUGGAAAUAGAGGUAGAUGGACUUAAAUACCACUUGGGAGUCAUUGGUUACAGCAAUGCCUUCACCCCAGAAUUGCUCUCCGUUUCUCAGAGUGAUGACAUCUUAACCUUUGCAGUGGCCCAGAUCUCAGGAGCAGCAAACGUGGACAUUUUUAUUGGGAUGUCACCCUGUGUGGGUGUCUCCGGUAACCACACUCUUCUCCAGUGCGUGGUCCCUUUCCUUCCUGCUGGGGAGUACCAAGUCAGAGGUUACGACCGCACCAGAGGGUGGGCCUCCUCUGUUCUGGUGUUCACGUUGAGAGCUACUGUUACAUCAGUGAUCAAGAACUUUGGCUGCCUGGGUGGAAGGCUUGUACAUGUGUUUGGAGUAGGAUUUUCUCCAGGGAAUAUCUCAGCUGCUGUGUGUGGCGCUCCCUGCCAAGUCUUGGCUAAUGCCACAGAGUCUGCCUUCAGCUGCUUGGUUCCGCCUCUGGAUGGGUCCUUGGCUUUCCUGUGUGGCCUGCGGGCUGAGGAGGAUGGCUGUGAAACCGGCAGCCAUACCUACGUGCAGUGUGAUUUGACUGUUGCCAUGGGGACAAAGAGACUGCUGGAAACAUGGCCUUAUGUCUACAUUUGUGAAGGAAGUUCCCAAUCCCUCUUGGUGCCUGAUCAUUGGACAGAGUCCACCUUUCCGUCGUUCUCAGGCCUCUUCAUCAGCCCUAAAGUGGAAAGAGAUGAAGUUCUCAUCUAUAAUCGCUCCUGUAACAUUACCAUGGAAACUGAGGCAGAGAUGGAGUGUGAGACGUCUAAUCAGCCAAUUACCGCCAAGAUUACUGAGAUACGGAAAAGCUGGGGCCAGAACACUCAG